Pestalotiopsis fici W106-1 is the source of this 861-nucleotide messenger RNA. RefSeq lists its product as uncharacterized. NCBI's taxonomy places the organism in Eukaryota, Fungi, Ascomycota, Sordariomycetes, Amphisphaeriales, Sporocadaceae. The transcript has a single exon. The record is from RefSeq and is a predicted model, not a curated record. Bases 1 to 861 code for a protein of 286 amino acids.
AUGAAGUACGCUACCUCCAUCCUCAUUGCCGCUUUCGCUGCUACCAACGUCCUUGCCCACGGUGUCAUCACUGAGGUGCAGGGUGCCAACGGUGUCACCCUUCCCGGUCUCUCUGUUGCCGACGGCACCCCUCGUGACUGUCCCACUCCCGGCUGUGGUUCCGAGGCCGACACUUCCAUCAUCCGCAACAAGGAGCUCGGCACCUCCAAGGCCAGCGCCCUCGGCCGCACCAACGGUGGUGGUCCCGUCGACGCUGCCAAGAUGGUCGCCAUCUUCAUGGACGGUGCUGGCGGCAACAGCUCCUCGACCAAGGCUGCCCGUGCUCUCCACGCCGAGAACAAGGCCCGCUACGCCAAGCUCGCCGUUCGUGCUUCCAACGGCGGGUCCAAGACCCCCAAGGGUACCAGCGAGACUGGUGUCAAGGCUGCCACUGGUGCCGCCUCGGACGGAAUGCCCACCACUGCCGACGACGGCACCCUGACCAUGACCUUUCACCAGGUCAACCAGGACGGUGCCGGUCCCCUCAAGGCGGCCGUCGACGCCACCUCUGGCGGCACCGACCCUUCGGCCUUCAAGGAGGCCGAGGUCACCCAGAACGUCCCCGGUAUUGGCAUUGGCGGUCUCUCGGGCGCCACCACGACCGACUUCCCCGUGGCCAUCCAGAUGCCCGCCGGCAUGACCUGCCAGGGCUCCGUCGGCGGUGCCGAGAACGUCUGCAUUGCCCGCCUCCAAAACUCGGCCCUGGCUGGUCCCUUUGGUGGCUCCGUCGCCUUUACCCAGAGCUCCGCUGCCAAGAAGCGCGCCAUUGAGUACAACCUGGCCAAGAAGCGUUUUGCCCGCGGCCUCGAGUCUAGCCAGUAA